AUGGUCGUAGGUGUCGAAGACGACGAAUUCGGCCAACUGGUCGGUGCAGCUAUCACCAUCAAGUCGUCUGCCGGCGUUUCCACCAAAUCUUUGACCCUUAAGAAAUUGCGAGACGACCUGCGAUCGAAGCUGGCGGCUUACAAGUUACCGACUGUGCUGCGUCUUGUGGAAGGAGAACUACCAAAGGGCGGGACCGGCAAGGUACAGAAGAAGGUGUUGGGACCACGCUACUUCCCGACCCCAGAGUAUAACGAGAUGCCUGAGAUCCAGACUCUGAGAGGAACAAAGAAAACGGAGCUCCGAGCCAGGCUGUAG
Messenger RNA from Aureobasidium uvarum, 315 nucleotides. The record is from the annotation of a GenBank genome assembly. NCBI's taxonomy places the organism in Eukaryota, Fungi, Ascomycota, Dothideomycetes, Dothideales, Saccotheciaceae.